Cylicostephanus goldi is the source of this 1914-nucleotide messenger RNA. NCBI's taxonomy places the organism in Eukaryota, Metazoa, Nematoda, Chromadorea, Rhabditida, Strongylidae. The record is from the annotation of a GenBank genome assembly.
AUGGACAUCUCGUACACAUCCGCUGAUCACACUGACAUAGGCGUACUAAAAGGCGCGCAUCUUGACCUAGAGUACGGCACUAGCUCGAAAAAAAACGAUUUUGAGCUGACUCUCGACGCCGAUUCUGGGCGAAAACUCGACGUUGGGGCUUUCGUAUACGUCGAGGGUACCGAGUACGGUGGCAUCAUCGAUGCCAAAAGGUCAAAUACUAGGGAAAAGAUAAUCGUAUACAGUGGCAGGUCCUGGCACGGCAUGCUUCACGACAAAGUGCUUUGUCCCGAUACUGGGCGCACACAUCUGGAGCUAGAGGGUACUACGAAAAGUAUGCUCGAUCAACUGGUCGGCCGUAUGAGUCUGCGAGACCUCUUCUACGUAUCUGAUCAGGCCGAUACCAGUAUGCGAAAGUAUGCUUUUCCCCGCUACUGCGACGGGUAUACAGGUGUCUGCAAGCUGCUGGAAAAAGCUGGGUUAACGCUGUCUCUGGCUUUUCAUGCGAGUCAUAGCAAGGUGGCCAUAAGCACGGCUCCUGUCACUAGCUGGGGCGAUAAGCCGCAUGAAGAUUGGCUCGAUCUGAAAAUCUCUUGCGUGUACCGGCCAUACAACCAUCUGGUCUGCCUGGGUAAGGGGACAGGAGUCAACCGAGCAAUUUUACAUUAUUUCGCUGAUAAGUAUGGCAAUAUCUCGGAGAAGCAGACACUUUUCGGACUAGAUGAGCGCACGAUCACGUACGACUACUCCAACGCCGAGGUCGAAGAGCUGAAAAAGGAGGGUCCAAAAAAGCUUGCAGAGUAUCAGAGGGAAAACUCUCUCGAGGUCGCACUUGAAAAGAGUGACACGAACUUUGCCAUCGGCGACGUCAUCACCGGCACUAGUAAAGAUAUCGAUAUCGUAACAGGGCACCAAGGCAAGGCACACGUCACCGCUGCUCAGGACGCCAGGCGCAUAGCUGGCAUCGUAGGGAAAGGUCUUUAUGUCUUGGAUGUUGGCGACAAAUUUUCUGUCACCGUCGACAACGCCACGCAGAUCACGGUCGGGACCGGUGACGCGAUCAUCAAGGGCAGGCACGUGACGAUAGAAAAGCCUGUCACCCUGCCUAUCAAGCCGGGAAAACAAGGGCUAAAAAGGUACUGCUGCAUCUCUUUGCGUGUAGAGCUCGCCGGGAGUGGCAGUGUCGAUAAGGCAAAGAUUAUCGUGAUAGAUGGUCAAGAGUCGUCGGGCACGCCGGAGUAUCCAUGGUACUCGGAUGGCAAGCUCCUGUCUGAUGGGACAGUGGCAGAUCUGCCGCUCUGCUACCUCCUUAUCGAUGGUAUCACCGUAGGUAAGCCAGCCUUGGCAAGAACAUAUGAGCUGCUGACAUCGAUCUCUGGCAUAAAAGAUGAAAUAGUUUCUGAAAUAAAAGAAAAAACUGAUAAAAUUUGGAACCGGCUUUCUGUAUACGACGCUAGAGGAACUGUGAUCGAAAGUCAAACAAUUCCGUCUGACAUUGAAGUUAAUGUGAUAUAUAGGCAACACUUCGACAGUCCAAGUAGUACCCCACGGGUAGCACGAUAUGGAACCUUUGUAGCUACUAUCGAAGCAAAACACAUCAUUAGGCAGAAAAAUAUCCUUACUCAAUACGAAGAUACGCAAAUCGAAAAUUUUCUCAAAUUGAGAUUCAAAUUGCGAGAUCUUUCAAGGCCAUCAGACCUCAACAGGGAUAAAUCACUUGUGCCAUUUUUCGGGGAAAACUACAAAAACACUAGUGUAAACUCAUAUUAUGUUGACGCUGAUACAGUAUUGCGUAACGAGUUUGAUUCGAUCUACCUAAUAAUCGCACUGUCGCGCUCAAUGAAAAAUACGAGCUACUCUCUUGGAGAAAAUCUUGGGUCGCUGACGAUCACAUCGCCAUCAAUGAAAAAAGAACGGAUGCCAUAA